AUGGAUGAUAACCAAUUUUUAGGAAGUAGGUCAAAUUUAAACUACACGUGCCCAUACCUCGCCAAACGGGCCGGCCCGGCACGGCACGGCCCGACCCGCCGUAAUCGUGCCACGCAAGGCACGGCCCGCCUGGCCCGAUUAAUAUACGACCCAAGUCGUGCCGGCCCGCGUGCCAGCCUCCCACGCCCAAGCAAACAAAAAUCAGCCCCCUUCCUUUCCCGCGCUCCCACCUCCCUUUCCCGCCCUCCGCUUCCUUUUUCGCGCGCCCCUUCCGCCCAAUCGCUCCCGCUGACGGCUGACCGCGCCCCGCUCCUUUUUCGCGCGCCCCCUCCCGCGGUCCCGCUCCUGCCCAGUCGCUCCCGCUGGCUUUUUCACGCGCCCCUCCCGCGGUCCCGCUCCCACCCAGUCGCCCCCGCUGGCUUUUUCGCGCACCAGAUCUAUCGGUCGCCUCGCCGCCUCCUAAUCGUGUUGUGUCGGGCUGGCACGCGGGCUGGGGGUCAGGACCCAGGCACGGCCCAUGGCGUGCUCGUGCCUGGCCUGGGCACGAUUAGUCCGUGCCGGGCCCGGCCCGUGUCGUGCCUGGCCUGCGGGCAGUCGGGCCGGCCCGGCCGGCACUGCCCGUUUGGCCAGGCUAGAAGCAUGGUAGUGGAUAUCUUAGAAUUUGGCCCUAAAACCCAAAUGGAGGAAGUAGCUCGUUUUUUUUUUGUCGUUAUAGGAUUUGCCAUGCCAAGGAGGGGUAGGCGGACGGGUGUCGCUUAUGUCCAUGAUGACAAAGAGCGUGAUGUCACCUUCUUCAAGCGGCGCCGCGGUUUCUUCAAGAGCGCUUCUGACCUCAAUGCCAUCACUGGUGCUAGGGUUGCUGUCAUCCUGGAGACAGGAAAUAAGAAGAUGCACUCAUUCGGGACGCCAUCAGUUGGCCCCAUUGUCGAUGCUUUUUUGUCAGGAGCUCCGCUAGGAAAUCGACUCGCUGACCGUGAGACGAGUGCCAAGAUUGCCCGACUACAAAGUGAGGUGGCUGAACUUGAUAUGGAGCUCGGGGUGGAGGAUAAGAGAAACCAACUCUCCAUCCAACAUGCAAAACAGAUCCAAGAACAGUACCUAGGUAUGGUGGCCAACCUUAUCUUCUCGACGGAACAAGAUAUCAACCUUGAAGAUGCUAAAAAUCUCUUCAAUGAACUCUCUCGUAUCCGUGAGGACACUAGACAUCGGCUUCCUCAGUUGCAUCAUAGCUACAAAGACAUAACCGGUGGUGUAAGCGUGAUUCAAAACAUGCUACCAUCAAGUGGUCCACUAAAGAGCUUGAAGACUAUUCCUUCAUCAGGGCACUCAAUGCAGGCUUACCAUCUUCCCCAAAACCAUAUGCCUUCUGCUCCAAUAACAUCACCACCAGAACACAAUGUGGAACCACUUUUUCCUCAGGUACCACAAAUGUGCCAUGUUGCAUCAGUAGCUUCAGCCUCACAGCUUGCUCCCGGGCUACAAGCCAUACCUAAUCAGGUACAGGAUCUGCCUCCAACGGAUUUGCAUGUCGAGGACUAUAUAAGCCCUUGCGACACAGUGCACCCACAACAAAACUAUGCAAGCCUUAUCUCAACAACUGAGCAUAAUAUGGAAGCCUCUCCAAUGUUGGUCUACCCAAGUAGCAAUGAUUUUGUUGUGGAUGACCCAUUUGGCCAUGAUCAAUGGGGUUUUGCUCUACCAGAUCAGCAAUUCUACAAUAGAUUUCUGGAAAUGGAUGGUUACUUGGACUAUAACUGUACCGAUGUAGGACAAUCUUCUAUGGGUAAUGGUGGAUGGGUUGAUGCUCCGCCGGAAUCUUCUUGUGGCAAGCAAGAUGUUGAUGGUCGUAACAAGUAUGGAGGACUUCCUUAG
This is a messenger RNA of Hordeum vulgare subsp. vulgare (domesticated barley), 1872 nucleotides long. RefSeq lists its product as uncharacterized. Gene Ontology annotation, molecular function: DNA-binding transcription factor activity, RNA polymerase II-specific; protein dimerization activity; RNA polymerase II cis-regulatory region sequence-specific DNA binding. Gene Ontology annotation, biological process: regulation of transcription by RNA polymerase II. NCBI's taxonomy places the organism in Eukaryota, Viridiplantae, Streptophyta, Magnoliopsida, Poales, Poaceae. The transcript has 5 exons. The record is from RefSeq and is a predicted model, not a curated record. Bases 1 to 1872 code for a protein of 623 amino acids.